Messenger RNA from Cokeromyces recurvatus, 3180 nucleotides. Its product is annotated as Metalloenzyme, LuxS/M16 peptidase-like protein. The record is from RefSeq and is a predicted model, not a curated record. Bases 84 to 3113 code for a protein of 1009 amino acids. Gene Ontology annotation, molecular function: metal ion binding. The transcript is spliced from 15 exons. NCBI's taxonomy places the organism in Eukaryota, Fungi, Mucoromycota, Mucoromycetes, Mucorales, Mucoraceae.
UUUUGUUUCUAACUUUCCUUCUCCUCUCUUCCCCUCUUUUUUUUUUUAUUUUUUUAUUUUAUUUACCCAUUAGCAAAAUCUUCAUGAGCAAUUACAAAGAAGUCUGUACAGUUCCUACAGAUUUUGGUGUCACUUUCACAAAACUGAAAAGCGAAAAGACAGGCCUUACUGUUAUGCUGGCCGAUAUUGAAGCUCCACUUGUAAACGGAUAUUUUACACUAGCAACAGAAAGUUUUGAUGAUUUUGGAUGCCCUCAUACAUUAGAACAUCUUGUAUUUCUUGGAAGUGAGCAAUAUCCGUACAAGGGCGUGCUAGAUUCACUUGCCAAUCGAGCUAUUGCACAAGGCACCAAUGCUUGGACUGAUGUCGAUCAUACAUGUUACACCAUCACAACUGCAGGCUCAAAAGGCUUUUUAAAUUUAUUGCCAAUCUAUGUAGAUCAUAUUCUAUAUCCUACAUUAACAGAUACGGGCUAUUAUACUGAAGUUCAUCAUAUCAAUGGAGAAGGUGAAGAUGCGGGUGUUGUUUAUAGUGAAAUGCAAGGAUGUCAAAAUUUAGGUGAUGAUAGACUUCAUCUUCGUAUGAAAAGAAUCAUUUAUCCAGAAACAUGUGGAUAUAGGUCAGAAACAGGAGGUCUUAUGGAAAGAUUAAGAGAGUUAUCUGUUGAAAAAAUUCGUAAUUAUCAUCAAUCAUAUUAUAGGCCAGAUAAUCUUUGUUUAAUUAUUACUGGUAGAGUUGACAAGGAUGAGCUUUUAAAAGCAUUAGAACCUGUAGAAGAAUCAAUUAUUAAAAAGGGGUCUCUUCCAAAGAUGCAAAGACCUUGGAUCAGUACAGGUGAUUUUCCUAACCUUGAAAAGAAUAUUGAGGAGACAGUACUUUUUGCUGAUGAGGAUGAGUCGAUGGGUACAGUCCUAAUUGCUUGGAAUGGUCCUAUGUGUAAUGAAUUCCUUAAACAAAAAGAGCUCGAAGUUUUGAAUGUUUAUCUUACAGAUUCACCUGUAUCUGUUCUACAAAAGGAAUUUGUUGAAAUUGAAGAUGCUCUUUGUACAGAUGUUUAUUUCCAUAUUACGGAUCAUUUAAAAUCAUCUUUGAUGUUUACCGCUUCGAGUGUCCCUAUUGAAGAAAUGGAGCAUUUCCCCAUCAAGUUUUUUGAUACUUUACGACGACUUGUUGAUACAAAUGAUAUAGAUAUGACUAGAAUGGCCACUGUAAUCGAAAAGGAGAGAUUAAAGUUACUAAAUAGUGCAGAAACAGAUGCUCAUGAUACUGCCGCAUUAGUUGCUAUUACUGAUUUCUUAUAUGGUUCACCUGAUGGAGAAAAUCUUAAAGAAGCUGUCAAAGAUCAGGAUUACUUGAACAUUCUAUCUAAAUAUACAGUGUCUGAUUGGCUUAAUGUCAUCAAAAGAUGGUACCUUGAUGCCCCUCAUGUUACGUUAUAUGGUAAACCAUCUGCUGAAUUUGCCGAUCAGCAAACAGAGGAAGAAACCAAUCGUAUUGAAAAACAACGAGCUGAUCUUGGUGAUAAAAGAUUAGAAGAACUUCAAAGAGAAUUAGAAGAUGCUAAAGCUAAAAAUGAUGUACCUGUUCCUAAAGAAAUUUUAGAAGAUUUCAAAAUUCCAUCUGCUUCUACUAUUCAAUUCAUUAAUGUCAUUACUGCUAGAAAUAAUGAUUCAACUUUAUCUAACAAAGUCCAAGAGCAUAUUAAUAAGGACGAUAGUGCUGAUGUCCCUUUAUUUAUUCAGUUUGAUCAUAUUAAAUCACACUUUAUUAAAAUUUCAGUACAUGCCAGUAAUUCCAUAAUCCCAUCUCGAUUACUUCCUUAUACUAGAUUGUUCUUAAAGGUUAUCUUUUCACUCCCUAUUGAAAAAGAUGGCAAACUUAUUGAUUACGAAGAAGUUGUUAAGGGUUUGGGAGAAGAUACAAUUGAGUAUGAAGCUGCAUUGGGCACCAGUUUUGGCUUUAGAGAAUUAGCAGUUUUCACUUUAAAGGCAGCCUCAUCUAAAUUUGAGAAAACUAUUCAAUGGUUACAAGAUAUUUUAUGGAACACUCAAUUUACAGUAGAAAGAUUAAAAAUUGUUGCUGCUCAAAUUUUAAAUGAUAUUCCUCAAGCAAAGAGAGAUGGUCAUGAUAUGGUGAAUGCUACUUUACGUGCUCUUCAAGUUGAUCCUAAAAAAUCAAUGUAUGGUGCUCGUAAUAUUUUAUUUCAAAAUGCAUUUUUACAAGAUGUAGUAAAAAGAUUAGAGUGUGAGCCUUCUUCAGUUUUGGAUGAUUUAAAUGAAUUUAGAUCUAAAUUAUGUGCCCCUGAAAAUCUUAGAAUUCAUGUUACUGGAGAUAUUUUAAGAAUUGAAAAUCCUAGAACAGCAUUUAAAAAUUUUGCAAAAAUAGAAAAGAAUUAUCAAAUAGCACCUAUCACUUUAGCUAAAGAAGUUCUUAAACCUGCUGGUCUUGAGCCUGGAAAUCAUGGUUUGUUGGUUACCUUACCUGCAAUUGAAAAUACAUUUUCACUUCAUUCUGUUAAAGGACCUAGUCAAUUUGAUGAUCCUGAUAUUGCUCCUUUACUGGUUAUGAUUGAACUUCUAGAUACGAUGGAAGGAAUUUUCUGGAAAUUAAUCCGUGGCCAAGGAUUAGCUUAUUCUUGCUUUUUGAAUGCAAAUAUUGAAUCAGGCUUAAUCAGCUUUACUAUCUAUCAAUCUCCUGAUGCUUUCAAAGCCUUUGAACAAGCUAAAAAUGUGAUUGAAAAAUUAACUAAACACGAAAUGGAUAUUGAUCCCGCUUCAAUUGAUGGAGCUAAAAGUGCAGUUAUUUAUAGCUUAGUAGCAAGAGAAAAUACGAUGGAUCGUGCAGCCCUUCAAUCUUUCGUGAAUCAGGUUUUAAAGAAGAUGCCAGCAUCCUACAAUCAUGAUAUGCUAAUUGCUAUACAGAAUGUCACUAUAAACAACUUGCAGCAUGUAUUGAACAAAUAUUUUGUAAACUUGUUUAAACCUGAUACAAGCAAUGUAGCUGUCAUUAGUGCUCCCACUAAAGUAACGGACAUUCAAAAAGGUUUUGGAGGAUUAGGAUUCGAAUUAAAGUCAAUUACCUUGAAUGAUAUUACAAUUGAUUCCUUUUAUUAAAUCAUAUCAAGAAAUUUAAUUAUUUUUUUUUUUUAUUAUUAUUAAUAAAACAUGACUUAUCACGGUA